CACAUAUUAAACACACCUUUGGCCAUGAGGUAUUCACACCAGGGGCUUCGUAGAUCAAAUCCAGCUGGAAGACAGGCUAAGCCAUCCGACAGUACAAAAGUGGAACUCUCAAUACCCCAUCCCAUAUCACCUUCAAGAAGAGCCGCGCGCCAGAGUUCCUCUGGUCGAAGAGCUGGCAAACAAAGAAGGCAAUCAGCUGCACCCAGAGUCACCCAUCGGAGCCGAAAAAGCUCCACCGAAUCGACACGUCCAAAUGCAGAUACAUCUUCGGGACCGGUCGAUCUCUAUAGCUACCCUACCAACAGACUGAUUGCGAUUAAACCCUCCGUACUGAUGACGAUGCAGUUAACCAUCACCUAUCGCUUUCUGAUAGAAUUCAGUAGCUACUCCGUUCAGGCUGUCAGAACAAUGCUAUUGUCUCUCUUCACCUUUGUGUCUCGUUAUUUAGAUGGCAACCACCGAUGCAAAAUAUGCGGUAGUCAUUUUGACCGGCCUACUCAACUGAAGACACAUCUGCUGGAGCACAGCAACGAACGCCCCUACCCCUGUUUUACGUGCAACAUCCGAUUCACCACGAAGUGGAAUUUGAUGAAACAUCAGAAAUGCCGCUCCCAUCGUGUGGUUCAAGCUCGCGUGACUGGACCUGGCGCAGGGGACAGAGCGAAACCAUCCCGAUUCGUGUGA
Messenger RNA from Opisthorchis viverrini, 684 nucleotides. RefSeq lists its product as hypothetical. Bases 25 to 684 code for a protein of 219 amino acids. The record is from RefSeq and is a predicted model, not a curated record. Gene Ontology annotation, cellular component: nucleus. Gene Ontology annotation, biological process: regulation of transcription by RNA polymerase II. NCBI's taxonomy places the organism in Eukaryota, Metazoa, Platyhelminthes, Trematoda, Opisthorchiida, Opisthorchiidae. The transcript has 2 exons. Gene Ontology annotation, molecular function: sequence-specific DNA binding; DNA-binding transcription factor activity, RNA polymerase II-specific.